GGAAAAUCCCUGACAUGAACAAAAGGAGUGAAAGCAGCAGGCGGAUGAGACUUCUGAGGAGAGAAAAACCUUAUUCAGCAACAGAGACAACCAGGUGGUUUCCGUCAAAUAUAACAUCAGGAGGUGCUUUAUGUUUUUGCAUGACCCACCUUUGGAUUUGGGCCUACCUAGGCUUUUACAAGCCCAGUUGGAGUAACUUGAGUUUCUCCUGGUUGGAGGACUAAACAUCCAAGUCACCCAACGGAGAAAUACAACCAUACCUCAUAUAGUCAAAGGAGACAUUUGGUUCCCACGAAGGGAGGCAGACUGUACUGCACUCCAGCCAUGCAGACGGUAGGAGUGGAACAAGACGAUUCCUGUGACUUCCUGUUCAAGAUCAUCCUGAUAGGAGACUCUAACGUGGGGAAGACCUGCAUCGUCCAGAACUUCAAAUCGGGGGUCUUCUCAGAGAGGCAGCAGAACACCAUUGGAGUUGACUUCACCGUGCGAACCAUGGAUAUCGAUGGGAAGAAAGUCAAGAUGCAGGUGUGGGACACGGCAGGCCAGGAGAGGUUUCGUACAAUUACGCAGAGCUACUACCGCAGUGCCCAUGGCGCCAUGAUCGCCUAUGACAUCACGAGACGUGCCACUUUUGAAUCGGUGACCCACUGGAUCCAGGAAGUGGAACUCUGUGGAGCAGCAAAUGUGGUGCUGGUUCUCAUAGGUAACAAAUGUGACUUGGAGUCAGAGCGUCAGGUUCGGUUUCAGGAAGCCUGUUGUCUGGCCAAGGAAAGAGAGAUACUAGUUGCUCUAGAAACAUCUGCUAAGGAGAGCCAAAAUGUGGAGGACGCCUUCAUGUUGAUGGCCAGGGAGCUGCUGUCUCGCAACGGCCUCUCCGUCCAGCAGGGAGAUGCAGCUAGCAGCCGGUCCCAAUGCGUCCUCCUCCGAACCAACUCUCGGCCAGUUAAUGGCACCACAGCCACCUAUUCUGCGGCAUCAGAGAAGAAGUCAUGUUGCUAACAGAAGCGACAGAGGAUGAGUUGGACAAAGGAGGGUAUGAAGGAAGAAAGGGAUGGUACCAGAUGGGUGGAGCUCUAACAUUAAAGACCCGGGACACACGCAUGGGUGUUUUCAGUUGAUUUGGCUGAUUAGUCCUCUUCUCAAGUCACAUCGUGUGACUUGUACACGUCGUGUUAGACUGACAGCUCCCUGACUCUCCUGUGUUAAUUUGUCGAGCCUGCUAGGAGGGACAGCUUACCCCGUUGAUCCUGUUGAGUAUAUGAAAACAAGCUGACUUCACCUUGGACCAUACAUAGCUCCACUCCACCCCCCAACCUCAAAACUGGUCUAACCAGCUAGAAAACCAAAAACACUUGUUUGUGUGUGUGUGUGUGUGUGUGUGUGUGUGUGUGUGU
Molecule: messenger RNA, 1394 nt
Organism: Lampris incognitus (smalleye Pacific opah)
Lineage: Eukaryota; Metazoa; Chordata; Actinopteri; Lampriformes; Lampridae
Product: ras-related protein Rab-19-like
Exons: 5
Coding region: 325-999 (224 amino acids)
Cellular component (GO): trans-Golgi network
Molecular function (GO): GTPase activity; GTP binding
Source: RefSeq, a predicted model, not a curated record